CAUAAACUUGGUAUUGAAGUUUCUGUAGUGUCUUUUUUUUAUUUUUUAUUUACUCUGACAAAAGGUGGUUAUAUGCGUGUUUAAUGAUCAAACACAAGGUACUAAACAUACUUCCCGUAAACUUGUUAUUGUACGAAUAUUUGUUGCUGUUGCGAACUGAUUAUUCUUAUGGCAUUUUCUACAGAGAAGUCUGGAAAGGUAGAUCUGCACGGAUGGCGAAAGCCAUAUAAAGAACACAAGGAUGCCUUUACAGAGAGAUCAUUGUCUGUUAAAGAACCAAUUGGUAUUUUUAAACAGUGGUUUAAUGUUGCCUCUGAAACUCCAGAAAUUUCUGAAGCUAAUGCAAUGACACUUGCAACAUCAGACAAGCAUGGAAAACCCUCGGCCAGAAUUGUUCUUCUUAAAAGUUUUGGAGUAAAGGGUUUCACUUUCUUCACUAAUUACAAUAGUAGGAAGGGUCGUGAACUGAAUGAAAACCCAUAUGCUUCCCUGUUGUUUUAUUGGGAACCACUCAAGUGGCAAGUUCGAGUUGAAGGAAUCGUUGAAAAGGUACCACCAGAAGAAUCUGAUGGGUAUUUCCAAAUUCGUCCUCAUAAGAGUCAACUGGCAGCAAUAGCAAGUGAACAAAGUUCCGUGAUUAGAGAUAGAGAGGUUUUGAUUAACAAGAUAAGAGAACUUGAAGAACAGUAUAGAGAUCCCAAAGCACUUGUACCACGACCUAGCAAUUGGGGAGGUUUUAAGCUUAUUCCACAAGUAAUGGAGUUUUGGCAAGGAAACACACAUCGGGUACAUGAUCGUAUCCGCUUCAGAAGACAAUUACCAGGAGAGACCAUAGAUGAAAUUAUGACUCACCAAGGUGAAGAUGGGUGGCUUUAUGAACGACUAGCCCCUUAAAUAUAACACGAAAACAGUGAACGGUUUAUUGAUUUCUAUAUAAGUAUGUUUUGGUUCACAAAGCAAACCACUUUUAAGUAAAUUUCUUUCCACAUCCCUUGCUAUUAUUUUUGUUAUGCUAUACUAUCUGAUAAUUCUGUUUGUCCAUACAAGCUUUUAUGACUAAUUAUAAAAAGUAUAUCUCUGAAUAUUAUAAAUAUUGUAAACAGCUGACUCAUGGGCACUCUUAAUACCUUGAAAAAGUACACAGUCUUUGAAACUUUUUCUUGUGCUAAAAUGUUUUAUGUAAAUAAAGAUUUAUGAUAAUCAUCCAAACUAUCUCUAAGAUAGGGUUGUUUCUAAAAGCCAAAAACUGAAAUGCUGAACUUCUAUUGAACAUUUACUUUAAACAACAGUUGAUUGUUUUUCAAAUAUUUAUUUGGAGUGGAAAUGGGUUGAAAGUGCUACAGAGAAGCUACUAGCAAAUGGGAUGUAAGGUACUUUGGUUAUUGUAGCAGAUGAUAUGCAAUUUUCAUUAGCUGUGGUUAUACAUGUGCUACUCUUGCUUAAGCGGGUCUAUUUUUAACCUGUCAACCAUUGGUGAUUUGAAUUAACUGUAUUCUGCCACAUUAAAGAAAUAGUUUUAAAAUUCAACAAAUUCUUGUAAGGAAAUUACAAUACGAAGUUUUACAGGUAAAAAUUAUUGAAUAAAUUUAAACUGUAAAAAAUCUCAAUGAAAUAUUGGAUUACAAUAUUAACAAGAUAAAAUAUAAUUAUUUUUUUUAUCAGGUAAGUAUUCUAGAAUGAUAAAAAUACCCAGUUUUAAAUGUCUAAUAUUUUUAUUUGUAUGAUCUAUUUCCAUCUAUCUAACAAGAGUACCCAAAGAGUUAGCAAUGGGUGAUGUUGACUGGCUGCCUACCCUCUAGUAUAUCACUUCAAAAUUAGGGACAGCUAGCACAGACAGCAAUUGUGGAGCUAUGCAUAAAAUUCAACAAAUAUGACAACUUAUGUUAUUCUGUUGGAAUACUAGUAAUUUAGCCUCCCAGUGGCACAGUCUGUGGACUUAUACUGCUAGAAACCGGGUUUUUAUACCCGUGGUGUAGCUUUGUGCUUUGUAACAAACAACAACAAGUAGUAAUUUAAUUUGAAAAUCUAUUCAUCUUAAUGACAAAUUAAUUAAAAUGUAAUCUUAUGGUAUUGUUAUGGGAAAAAUAAAAACAGAUAGAGCUAAUAUCUUAAGACAGUUGUAGCACAUAAUACAUUUUUACUUAAUUUGUGGAUUUUACAAUAUAUAAAAAUUUACCUGAUCUGUUAAACUUGUGGAGAAAGUAAUAAUUAUAGAAUAAUAAAAAUGUACUCUAUCAUUGCAAAGUAUAUUUUGUUUCACUGGAGGCAGCAUUUUUGUAUUUUUUGUGUUUUUUUACAAAUAAACAAAAAUAUGGCAAUCUUUCCAUACUAUGAAUAUGUUUUACAUGUAUUAGAGGAAAAAUAUUUGAUGAGGAACCCACUUUGAGACUAAUAAUGGUUGGAGACGGCUUGAAUGGGUAAUGAAGAAAAACUUUAAUAUAAGUUUCACAUAAGAGCAAAUGUACAAUGUUUCAAGAAGGUUUUGUCAUCAUCAGGUAACUGAGUUGAACAAAAAAUGUGGCCUGGCUAACUAAUGGUGGGGCAUUAAGAUUUGUACGCGUUCCUUUACUUUAAAAAACAAACUCUGGAAGAGGCAUUGGAUUUUUCUUGUCUGUGGAUACUUGCAUAAAAAUGGUAAUUCUCUCGCGUGAUUAUAUAUAAUUUUCUUUAACAAAAGUAGAUUCAUUACUAAUAGAAAGGGUUUUUUGUGAUGCAUUUUCAUUCCGAUGCAGUGGCAUGUGAUCUCUGUUUAUUAUAUGAGGCUCUCUUCCAAAUUUUGAGUGAAACCAGUAUUGUACUUGCCAAACAUUUUGAAGGAACUCAAUGAUACAAACCUUUUGUUUGGUUUGCAUAAGUUUACUUGAUACUCUUUUAUCCAAUAACAGAUCCACUUAUUCGAAAAUUGAAGCCUCUCUUUCAUCGGCACCUCCUUUUCCUGACAACUUAACCAUUUGCUAUACAAUUCAUUGCAUUUUCCCUUGAACACACACUUGGGUAACCUGGCCUUCAAAGACCCAUGCAUAUCAAUAAACCACUCGAAUAUAAAAUGUGUCGAACCUAAAUAAUUGGAUAAAUAAAUAAAUAAACAAAAAGUAAAUGCAUUUUUGUCAUUCAAACAAAAACAAAUUUGUUCUGCGAAUAUUUCAGUGUAAUGUCACUCACCAUUAAAAAAAAAUUAAACAAUGAUUUUUCUGGCUGAGUUGUCAGCACAGAAAAGGG
Limulus polyphemus (Atlantic horseshoe crab) is the source of this 3219-nucleotide messenger RNA. Its product is annotated as pyridoxine-5'-phosphate oxidase-like. The coding region runs from base 169 to 894 and encodes 241 amino acids. Lineage: Eukaryota; Metazoa; Arthropoda; Merostomata; Xiphosura; Limulidae. Gene Ontology annotation, molecular function: pyridoxamine phosphate oxidase activity; FMN binding. Gene Ontology annotation, biological process: pyridoxine biosynthetic process; pyridoxal 5'-phosphate biosynthetic process. The transcript has 7 exons. The record is from RefSeq and is a predicted model, not a curated record.